Sus scrofa (pig) is the source of this 2596-nucleotide messenger RNA. It is a transcript of the gene RBM8A, whose product is annotated as RNA binding motif protein 8A. NCBI's taxonomy places the organism in Eukaryota, Metazoa, Chordata, Mammalia, Artiodactyla, Suidae. The record is from RefSeq and is a predicted model, not a curated record. Gene Ontology annotation, biological process: RNA processing. Gene Ontology annotation, molecular function: mRNA binding. Gene Ontology annotation, cellular component: cytoplasm; nucleus.
GGUCACCUUCACUGGCAACCUUUCCCCUCCGCGACAGUUUCCGGAGGAGCCUAGUGCCUGAGCUGCACAGAGAAUUAGAGAGAAGGCAAGAUGGCGGACGUGUUGGAUCUUCAUGAGGCCGGGGGCGAGGAUUUCGCGAUGGAUGAGGAUGGGGACGAGAGCAUCCACAAACUGAAAGAAAAAGCGAAGAAACGAAAGGGCCGUGGCUUUGGCUCCGAAGAGGGGUCUCGAGCGCGGAUGCGUGAAGAUUAUGACAGCGUGGAGCAGGAUGGCGAUGAACCCGGACCACAACGCUCUGUUGAAGGUUGGAUUCUCUUUGUCACUGGAGUCCAUGAGGAAGCCACGGAAGAAGAUAUCCAUGAUAAAUUUGCGGAGUAUGGGGAAAUAAAAAACAUCCACCUCAACCUGGACAGGCGUACGGGAUAUCUAAAGGGGUAUACUCUAGUUGAGUAUGAAACAUACAAGGAGGCCCAGGCUGCUAUGGAGGGGCUCAAUGGUCAGGAUUUGAUGGGACAGCCGAUCAGCGUGGACUGGUGUUUUGUUCGGGGUCCACCCAAGGGCAAGAGGAGAGGUGGCCGAAGACGCAGCAGGAGUCCAGACCGGAGGCGUCGUUGACCCAUCCUCUGUUGUGUUGUCCGGCGAUUCCAUUUGACCAUGUAGACUGGAAGAAAUGGGGCUGGUGCAGCACUGUUUAUAUUUAAUCUCUUACCUUGCCUGCUUAGUAUUUUUUUGAGUUAUGAAUAAAUGGCCUGUUUUUGUUUUCUACAUUUAAAAUUACUUUUCUAACAUUGCAAGCUUUGAAGCACUGUUUACAGUAAGGUAGCAUGGGUCACUGUGAAGAUAGUUCUCCCAGGAACUGAAUUCUUUGUGAAUUUCUACAUUAGAUGUAGUCUUAAGUCUUAGCUAGCAUCAAGGUAGAGAUACUGCUCAGUAUUUAUUUUUCUUGGAAGCUAAGAGAGCAAGGGUAGAUGAUGUCCUCAUGAUAUCAAAAAAUAAUUAUUCUGUUCCUAUAUACUAUGUCCUAAAGCAAAUGGAUGUCAUAGGAAUGUCUCUUUUGUUUCUCCUGCCUUUCUUGCCGCCGCAUUUGUUUUUACUUCCAUCUGUCUAAGGGCUUGACUUUCCUGUUGGUGCAUUCUCCCAGACCCUCCUUCCCUGGAGGAGUCACUGCUGAGUUCUUGGUGCCUUCUUCGGCAGCCAAGGGUGAAGGCCCCAUAGAGGAGAGGAUCCAGAGGAGCAUUGAGGAGGCCAAAGAGGAAAAGGAUAUGGCUGAGGCUGGGAGGCACUUCAGUUAGCAUGGUGGGAGAGAACCAGUACCAAAGACCCAGCAGGUAAUAAGGUGUCCAGCAGAGGACGAAGGUCAGCAACACAAGCAGGGCCAGUCGCAGGGCCCGAAGACGAACACGAGGGCGAUUAUCUAAGGAGCGACGGAGGGUAAAUUCACCGGCAGGGGCUGGGAAUUUAGAAAAUAACACCCAAGUUCAGAACCACUCAGCUUCUGAAUUGAUGGAAGGGUAGAAAUAGUGAAGCAGACCUCUCCCCCUACAGACUGGGACUAUAUGGACUAUAUGGUCUCCUCCCACCAGGGAUUAUGACAGACAUGCUGGAAAAAAGUUUUUUAAAAAAGUUUUGACCAAGGUGCUGUGUUACAUGAAGCUAUUUGAAGUCUACUUGAAGACUUGUUGGUGUCCAGGAGCAAAGGAGAAUACUGAUCACCUUUCUCCUUAAUUCUUGCCCAGCUGACUCAAGAGAAUGAUGGCUAGUGACUGGUUAGAAUUGAAGGCAUUCUAUAAAAUGUGCAGCAUCAGGUGCUAGAGAUAUGGUAAGUAUCUCACUUUUGGUUUGAUAGAUAGUUAAUCCAAUUAAUGAGGUUAGAGGCAAUAGCUUUAGGGUAUGGGUUAGGGCCUGGGGGUUGGGGUCUCACCAUCAUUCCCCUUCCUUGUCCGGGGACUGGACACACUGAGGACAAUGCGGCUAUAGCAGAUGGUCAUGACAGUCAGUGGCAGCAGAAAAAGGCAGCAGAAGGUGAAGAGGUUAUAGGUGGUCUCUUGCCAUUGAGCCUUGAAGCUGCCUUUGGUCACACACUGGGUGAAGGGGACUGGACCAGCUCGGCGGACAGUAUGAAACAGGAACAGCUGGAGUGGAGUUGAGGACUAUUAGAACUGGUCCCCCUUCACCCUCCUUGGCCAACCUACCCACCAAUUCAACACUGUCUCUUCCAAUAUCAUUCGUAAUUCUCUGGAGUGCUGAGUAAUGGUACAUCUACAGUGCCAUAUUUAGAAGUUUAGAGAUGUAUCUUGAAAUCCCUAUCUUUCCCUUAGGCAAUGUUAAGUCUGGGACUUGAAUCCUGCCUUCUCAAGUACUCUUUUGACAUUGCACUUUAUAAAAGGAUAUCUUCACCACCUCACCAACAUUUUUAGUCGAAAUGAUUUUCCUAAUCUGUGAUUAAUUCUGUGGGGAAAAAACAUCUUGUAUAAAAUGGGUGGUGCUAAAAUUUCAGGCCAUUUUGCAGCCCCCUGUAAAGUGACCUUUAGUAAUAGUUAUGUGUACAAUAACUAUAAUGGUGAAACAAUGUAAUAAAGUUUUAAGAUUUUCCAAA